GUAAGUACAUCAUAGCCUGCAAGCUGUUUUCAGCGUUGUACCACGACAACAUUAGGUAUUAUGUUUACGUAAAAGCGGAAAUUGUGUCCACUGCGCCCAUUUAAUAGACAGUAGAUUGGCGGAAAUAGUUCCCAUUUAACUAUUGCAAAUUCCAUAAAAGUAGAGCAACAGAAUGAUGUCAACGAGUACAUUCCGUAUCACUCUACAGAACAACUUGCAACGUCUUGUGCCAUCAUCAUCCACCUCAUCCGCUAUUUUAUUUAACAGGACAAUGAGCAACACCACCCUUAUAAAUGCAGAUACUCCAAUUAUCUCUUUGGAUGAAGUUAAAAGAUUUAUAGUUGACUGUAUGAAAGCCGUUGGUACACCAGAAAAUCAUGCCUCUGAGUUAGCAGAAUUAUUGGCGGAUGCUGAUUACAGGGGACAUUAUAGUCAUGGGAUGAAUAGACUGGACAUCUACAUGAACGACAUCAAAUCAGGAGUAUGUGAUCCUAAUGCAGUCCCAACAAUUCUAAAGGAAAACGAUUGCACUGCCUGGGUUGACGGCUGUAAUGGCAUUGGUGCAGUAGUAAGCAAUUUCUGCAUGAAACUGGCGAUUAAGAAAGCCAAACAGUCUGGAAUAGGGUGGGUGACUUGUAAAGGUUCCAACCAUUUUGGAAUAGCGGGCCACUACACCAUGCAAGCUCAGAGAGAAGGGUUACUAGGAUUUGCCUGUACUAAUACUUCCCCAUUUAUGGCACCAACAAGAGCUAAACAGCCCGCCUUAGGAACAAAUCCCAUCAGCUUAGCAGUUCCUUCUUCCGGCAAAGAAGGAAUGGUCCUAGACAUGGCCACAACUGCCGUUGCAGUGGGAAAGAUAGAAAUACAAAGGAGAAAAGAAGCACCACUCCCGUUAGGUUGGGCAAUGGACGAGAAUGGACAAGAAACAUCUGAUCCAAACAAAGCUCGCUUUCUGUAUCCUUUGGGAGGAACGGAAAUGAAUUCAGGAUACAAGGGAUACGGCCUAGGAAUACUAGUUGAAGUGUUUUGUGGAAUACUUGGUGGUGGCCAAUUUGCAACAAACAUUAGAAAAUGGGGAGACACUACUAAAACAGCUAAUUUAGGUCAUUCGUUUUUUGCCUUAAAUCCUAAUUGCUUUGCUUCUGACUUUGAAAGCCGUAUGCAAAAUCUAUCGGAUAUUUUAAGAAACUGUCAACGAGUUAAUCCUAACGAACCAGUAUUAAUUCCGGGCGAUCCUGAAAUCAUGCACAUGGCAGCUGUUGACAAGGCUGGAGGGGUGCGUUAUUUGCAAAAUCAAAUGGAAAGUUGUAAGACCCUUGCGGCUACAUACAAUGUUACGCCAUUGAAACCAAAAGAUUAGUCAUUACAUUAAAAUUUGUUACCUGUUAUUUGUUAUUUAUAUUAUUUGUUAAUAUAUAAUUAUCAAUAGAACAUGCA
This is a messenger RNA of Agrilus planipennis (emerald ash borer), 1437 nucleotides long. RefSeq lists its product as uncharacterized. Lineage: Eukaryota; Metazoa; Arthropoda; Insecta; Coleoptera; Buprestidae. The record is from RefSeq and is a predicted model, not a curated record. The transcript has 9 exons. Gene Ontology annotation, molecular function: oxidoreductase activity. The coding region runs from base 173 to 1360 and encodes 395 amino acids.